AGUAGCGUUCCUUAGUAUCGAAAACUAUCGAUUAUUCGCUAGUUCAUCUCUAGUAAAACGUCCAAACUAUUGGAGCUCCUCAGCUGUUUAUACGGGGCCUCCGUGAAGGAGUUGUCACAGGAAUCUCUUCCAACCAAACGCGUUUGGUUUAGUGCACUGAUUAGCAAGAUAAGCGUUCAAAAUGUCCGCCGGAGUAGAGGACAUCAAGAUGGAAGCUCUGUCCCUCAGCGAGGGGAUCCGAGAAUCGCCCGUCUGCAUAAUUGUGCUGGGGAUGGCCGGUAGCGGCAAGACCACGUUUACUCGGAGUCUUAUACAGCACGCCCAGGAGAAGUUCAAUCCAUACGUGGUUAACUUGGAUCCGGCGUGCCGGGAAGUGCCGUACGCAGCCCACGUGGACAUUCGUGACACCGUCAACUACCGGGAGGUGAUGAAGCAGUACCAUUUGGGACCAAACGGCGGCAUAGUGACCGCCUUAAACAUGUUCACCACCAAAAUGUCUCAGUUUGCGGAACUGGUGCGUCGCGCCGGCGAGCGGGGACACAAGUGGUGUGUGAUCGAUACGCCAGGACAGAUUGAGGUUUUCACCUGGUCUGCAUCCGGAAACAUUAUCACCGAGGGUUUGGCCACCUUGUUUCCCACCGUCGUGGUUUAUGUUAUGGAUGUAGUGCGCAGCGCCUGUCCCACUACUUUCAUGUCCAACAUGCUCUACGCCUGCUCCAUCUUAUACAAGACGCGUUUGCCAUUCCUAGUUGCACUAAAUAAGAUCGACCUGCAGGACUGCAGCUUUGUGCUAGACUGGAUGACGGAUUUCGAGACCUUCCAGGAGGCUCUGGAGCAGGAGCAGUCCUUCGUAAGCAACCUCACGCGCACCAUGUCGCUCACUCUAGACACCUUCUACGAAAGUCUAAGCACUUGCGGCGUUUCGGCCAUGACGGGAGUGGGCUUUGCUCAGCUCUUGAAGAAGAUUUUAGACUGCGUGACAGAGUAUGAGCGGGACUACAAGCCCAUAUACGAGAAGAUGCGCCAGGAGAGAUUGGCGGACCAGGCAGCGGGACCGAAAUCAGCCCACAAUGUGGAAGAUGCCGGCGUCGCAGUUAACCUGGGAUUAGGAAUACAGGACCCACCUGCGAACUCCGGCAGCAGCGUAUUUCUUAUGGCUCCAGGACUGGUGCCCCACUCCGCCGAGAAUUAUAAGGGAGAGGACAUAGAAGAGGACCCCAAAGUCACCAUGGAGGACCAGGACUUUCACAGCUUCGUACUGAAUCACCUGUCUGCCCAGCGGAGCAAGAGGGAUAAGUUGCAGCUGGAACAGUCGGAGACUUAGAGAGAUAUGGAUCACGUUUCAGUUAGUAUCGGUUAAUAUAGUCUAUCAAAAUAGAUCAGCGGUUUGUACGCAAUUCAAUGGUGGCAGGACCAAGCUGAUCUGUUCACUAUGCCUAUGCCUCAUUGUCAUUGCUUUAUUGGGAAGCUGCUGGCCGCUGAUAUAGUUAUACAUUUUUACACAAUUUUUAAGGGAUAUUAUUUGCUUCAACAAUUAGAAACAAAUACUUAAUAUAGGACACGCGUUUUAAAGUGUUUUUACAUUUUUUCUUUAUUAUGCACUUUAACAAGCAAAAACAUUCAAUAUAGUGUGUGGGUUUGUCAUCUCCGAUCGGAUAUAUGUUUUGUACCACAAAUAUGGAUUUAGUUUAGCUUUUGCAAAUUAGUGAUAACAUAUACAUAAGGAGGAUAUAUCCCGCUCGUAAAUAUAAAUGCAAGCCUUAUACUUUGCGCGACAUAUUUUUUGUACAAUAUAUAUAUUUAUAUAUGUAUGUAUAUAUUAUGUUUGUAUAUAUGUUGAGCAAAUCAAUUUUGCGUUGCGAGUGCCUCGCCCGAUAUCUUAUGCUAUAUAGUUGCUUCUUUGGAGUUGUGUUAUUUUUUGUUAUUGGUUGCCACUUUAAAUAUUACGCUUACAAAAAUACAGAUCAUCUCAAAUACUUGUCAAUGCUUCAAAGUUAUACACAGUUUACGUAGACAUACAAUAGUCCCUCGCUUCAAACUCUAUUUCCCUUCUGGUUUACCUGCCCAAUCUGAAUUUAUACUGCAAGCUUUGUGGGUGUUUUAUGGUUACUAGCUGUGCAGGACUGUUACAAGAAUUUGUAAGCAGAUCCUUGUCAGACUAAAUUCAUUCAACAUUUUUGUGCUUCAAAUCAAAAACAGACCACUUGGCAGGGAAAAUCACUUUCUACGAAAAAAUAUUCUUAUUCUGGACGUUUUCAUUUGAUUUGAGUGUGAUUAGGUUCACACAAAAUUUAGAUAAUAGAUGGUAAUGCUUUUAUUAUAUAUAUCUUACAAAUUUAUAAUUUAAUUAAAUACAGCGCGGCCCAGAGCAGCAAUAUUGUUUAAAGGUGGACUGCAAAUUGUACAAACUCAUUUUCUGAAGACAAUUAUGUUAAGAGCUUCCCCUAUUAAUAAAGGUUUAAUAUUUUGCA
Molecule: messenger RNA, 2471 nt
Organism: Drosophila biarmipes
Lineage: Eukaryota; Metazoa; Arthropoda; Insecta; Diptera; Drosophilidae
Product: GPN-loop GTPase 1
Exons: 4
Coding region: 182-1324 (380 amino acids)
Molecular function (GO): GTPase activity
Source: RefSeq, a predicted model, not a curated record